AUGCCCGAGCCCGGGCCGGACGCCCCCGGCGCCGCCAGCGCGCAGCCCCCCGCGCCGCCCCCGCAGCCCGCGCCCAAGGAGUCCCCGUUCUCCAUCAAGAACCUGCUCAACGGAGACCACCCCCGGCCGCCCCCCAAGCCGCAGCCGCCCCCACGGACACUCUUCGCUCCGGCCGCGGCCGCCGCGGCCAAGGGCGCCCUGGAGGGCGCCGCGGGCUUCGCGCUCUCGCAGGUGGGCGACCUGGCUUUCCCCCGCUUUGAGAUCCCGGCGCAGAGGUUCGCCCUGCCCGCGCACUACCUGGAGCGCGCCCCGGCCUGGUGGUACCCCUACACCCUGGCCCCCGCCGGCGGCCACCUCCCGCGACCUGAAGCCGCCGAGAAGGCGCUGCUCCGGGACUCCUCGCCGGCCUCCGGCACCGACCGCGACUCCCCGGAGCCGCCGCUCAAGGCCGAGCCCGACCGCAAGGAGCUGGACUCCAAGAGCCCGGACGAGAUCGUCCUGGAGGAGAGCGACUCGGAGGAGGCCAAGAAGGACGAGGCGGCCGGCGGGCCCGGGGCGGGCGCCGGGGGCGCAGCGGCGGCGCCGGGCGCCGAGGACUGGAAGCGGGGCGCGGGGAGCCCCGAGAAGAAGCCGGCGUGCCGCAAGAAGAAGACGCGCACGGUGUUCUCGCGCAGCCAGGUCUUCCAGCUCGAGUCCACCUUCGACAUGAAGCGCUACCUGAGCAGCUCGGAGCGCGCGGGCCUGGCCGCGUCGCUGCACCUCACCGAGACGCAGGUGAAGAUCUGGUUCCAGAACCGCCGCAACAAGUGGAAGCGCCAGCUGGCGGCCGAGCUGGAGGCGGCCAACCUGAGCCACGCCGCGGCGCAGCGCAUCGUGCGGGUGCCCAUCCUGUACCACGAGAACUCGGCGGCCGAGGGCGCGGCGGCCGCGGGCGCCCCGGUGCCGGUCAGCCAGCCGCUGCUCACCUUCCCGCACCCCGUCUACUACUCGCACCCCGUCGUGUCGUCCGUGCCGCUGCUGAGGCCCGUCUGA
Talpa occidentalis (Iberian mole) is the source of this 1032-nucleotide messenger RNA. It is a transcript of the gene HMX3, whose product is annotated as H6 family homeobox 3. Gene Ontology annotation, molecular function: RNA polymerase II transcription regulatory region sequence-specific DNA binding; DNA-binding transcription factor activity, RNA polymerase II-specific. NCBI's taxonomy places the organism in Eukaryota, Metazoa, Chordata, Mammalia, Eulipotyphla, Talpidae. Bases 1 to 1032 code for a protein of 343 amino acids. Gene Ontology annotation, cellular component: nucleus. The record is from RefSeq and is a predicted model, not a curated record. The transcript is spliced from 2 exons. Gene Ontology annotation, biological process: regulation of transcription by RNA polymerase II.